Sesamum indicum (sesame) is the source of this 796-nucleotide messenger RNA. Its product is annotated as plant/protein. NCBI's taxonomy places the organism in Eukaryota, Viridiplantae, Streptophyta, Magnoliopsida, Lamiales, Pedaliaceae. The record is from RefSeq and is a predicted model, not a curated record.
UUCGGUCGAGAUGUUCUGCCCCAGUCCUCAUACUUAUCCAGUACGCUCAGCAGGCCGUUGAGCUGAUCUCUUACUUCCACCCAGAUUUCCCGCCAUUUAUACAACUCUCGACCUUGAUCAUAAGAGGAACGGGGCAAAAGUUCCAAACACUGAAAAUGGGAACUCUACACUUCAAUUUCCCGGCAUUCGUUAACCCAAUCAGCAAUCAAACUAGUAUGCACAGAUUCGCAAAGAUUGAAUCGCCAAAACCUAAUUUUCAAUUUUGGCGCUAUCACAAAAUUGGCGUUAGAAUUUCCAAAUUCUCCAGAAAAUAUUUUUACUCGAAUUCUCAGAGCGAUGGCGUAGAAGAUCAGCAGAGUUCCAUUCAAGAGCUAAGGGUUCCGACCCAUUGGUUGGAGCCUUCAAGAGCCUCAGAGGAAGCAGAGUGGCUCAGAGUAACACUUCACAAAUGGUUGGACGAUGAGUACUGCCCAGAGGCCACUAAUGUAGAAAUAAGCAGAGUUGCUGCUGCUUCGUUCUACAAAUCACUGGUGGAAAAAAGAGCUGAGUUGGGGGAGAUUCUGCUAAAAAUGGCUGUUGAGUUGGAGUCUAUAUCCUACCAAGAAAGCUUUCAUGGAGCAUUCUCCUCAGCGAACGCAGCAGUGAAUCUUAUUGUUGAACGGAUAUUGCAGGAGUAAUUGCACAAGACAAAGGUUCAGCCCUUAUCCUGCAGCUUUUAUCAUUUCUUAUUUUCGAGUAAAUUAACAUAUAGUAGACUAGUUCUUAUUUUCAAGUGGAUGUAUCUGAUUUUUUAUCA